AUGCCUUUAAAUUACUCCUCAAUCUCUCAUAUCGACACUUUAAGAUCACCCCUUCAACCCCCAACUUUUGGAAACCAAAUCACUAUUCUUAGCAUCGAUGGAGGUGGAAUAAGAGGAAUAAUACCAGGAACUAUCCUUGCGUUUUUAGAGUCCGAGCUUCAGAAGCUGGAUGGUGCAGUCUUGCAGACGCAAGACUUGCAGACUAGCUACUUUGAUGUGAUUUCAGGCACCAGCACUGGUGGCCUCGUGACUGCUAUGCUAGCUGCCCCUAAUGAGCAAAACCGCCCCUUAUUUGCCGCCAAAGACAUUAAUGACUUCUACCUUGAGAACUGCCCUAAAAUCUUUCACCAGGACGGGUCUCCAUUGGCUUCUGCUGGAAAACUGAUCAAGAGUUUGAAAGGACCAAAAUACGAUGGCAAAUUUCUGCAUAGCAUUGUCAAGGAAAAAUUGGGAGAUAAACGCCUGCACCAGACCAUGACAAACAUUGUGAUCCCAACUUUUGACAUCAAGCGCCUUCAGCCAACAAUCUUUUCAAGCUAUCAGGGAAGUAAGCAAAAUGAAGCAAGGAAGUCGACGGCAUCAUUAAGAAGUAAACCUUAUUAG
Populus nigra (black poplar) is the source of this 603-nucleotide messenger RNA. RefSeq names its product patatin-like protein 2. The transcript is spliced from 4 exons. Bases 1 to 603 code for a protein of 200 amino acids. NCBI's taxonomy places the organism in Eukaryota, Viridiplantae, Streptophyta, Magnoliopsida, Malpighiales, Salicaceae. Gene Ontology annotation, biological process: lipid metabolic process. The record is from RefSeq and is a predicted model, not a curated record. Gene Ontology annotation, molecular function: glycerophospholipase activity; monoacylglycerol lipase activity.